Messenger RNA from Leptopilina boulardi, 2237 nucleotides. RefSeq names its product synaptic vesicle glycoprotein 2C-like. Gene Ontology annotation, cellular component: membrane. The coding region runs from base 345 to 1973 and encodes 542 amino acids. The transcript is spliced from 12 exons. Gene Ontology annotation, molecular function: transmembrane transporter activity. Lineage: Eukaryota; Metazoa; Arthropoda; Insecta; Hymenoptera; Figitidae. The record is from RefSeq and is a predicted model, not a curated record. Gene Ontology annotation, biological process: transmembrane transport.
UAAUUAAAUUCAUAAAGUAAAUAUAGUCUAAUUAAUUGAAUUAAAAAAUUACCAAAUUAAAAUAUUACCGUUUUAAAAUUUACAAUAAUUUGUUAAUAUUAUUCGCAUUGAAGAAUAAACUUCGCAAAGAAAAUCUUUUCCAUAAAUUAAUAAAAUAAAAAAUAAGAUUUUUCUUUCAAGAAAAUAUUGUUGAUUUUUAGAAUAUAAAAAGUGAAAAUAAAAAGUGAAGUGAGAAUUUCUUUUUUUUGUGGUCAUUCUUAAAAAAAGGAGAGGGAGGAAAAAAAAAGUUUUAUCAAAUUUAAUUGUGGUGACAUGAAAUUAGAAAAUUCUUGAGAAUAUUAAAUAUGCAAGGGGGUUGGAAGAAUUUUAUAAAGCCACUGUUGACUGUAAGUCAUUGGUUGUAUCGUUUACGACGACAAAGUAAAAGUGAAAAUCAAGUCGAUUGUCCUGAAGGUCCUGCAAAUUUUGAACGUGCUAUUUUAGAAACUGGUUAUGGAAAAUUUAACAUUUUAUUGCUCUUGGCAUGUUUGCCCGCGGCAUGGGCCAGUGUUUUUUCAUCAACAUCCAUAUCAUACGUGUUACCAUCCGCGGAAUGCGAUCUUAAACUUUCAAUGUUCGAUAAGGGUUUACUCAAUUCUAUGUCAUUUGCAGGCAUGAUUUCGACGGCGUUCGUUUGGGGUUAUUUAGCUGACACUGUCGGCCGUAAGAAAAUUAUGUUUUAUGGCUACUUGUGUACCUCAAUAUUCAGCUUUGCCAGUUGUUUCUCCCAAGUUUCUUGGCUUUUAAUAGUAUUUAAAUUUCUUAGCGGUGUUAUAAUAUCGGGUCCAUAUGCAGCACUCAUGUCAUAUUUGGCAGAAAUUCAUAGUGACAACUUUCGAUCGAGAGUUUACAUGUGGUUAGGUGUUGCAUUUUCCCUUGGAAAUAUCACAUUACCAUGUCUUGCGUGGUUAAUAAUUCCACAAUCUUGGAGUGUAAAUCUUUUUGAUGGUUGGUUACAAAUUAAUUCGUGGAGAAUAUUUUUGGCUGUUUGUUCAAUACCAGAAUUCAUGGCCUGCUUGGCAAUGUCAUUUUUUCCAGAAAGCCCACGAUUUCUUCUGUCAAAAAAACGACCAGAGGAGGCGCUCUUGGUUUUCAAGAAUAUUUAUUCUUUAAACACGGGUAAACACCCAGAUACUUAUCCGAUUAAAUGUCUCGCAGAGGAACAUUGCCUUAAGGAAGCCGAGGAAAAUGGAAUUAAACAAAGUAUUAUUCAUAGUUGGCAGAAAAUUAAACCUUUAUUUCAAUCGCCAAAUGUUUAUAAACUUUUUCUCAUUGCUUCCAUUCAAUUUGGCGCGACUGUUGGGUCAAAUUCAUUAAGACUUUGGAUGCCGCAAUUAUUUUCUAUGAUUGAAACAUAUAGGGCCACACAUCCAAAUAGUAAAACUGUGACAAUUUGUGAAAUGUUGAGCAGCUCAAAAAAUAUUUCUCAUUCUAGUCCAAAUAAUUCGUCGUCUGAGCCUAUUUGCGCAGAGAAUGUUGUAAAUUCGACAGUUUACAUAAAUUCCAUUGUAAUAGCUCUCACAGGAGUCGUAGGAUACUCACUAGCAAGUAGCCUAGUGACAAUUAUUGGAAAACGUAAAUUAAUGGCUUUUUGUUUCGUCGCGGGUGGAUCCUGCUGUGGAAUUUUAUUUUGGGCAAAAAAUUCCAGUGGAAUUUUAGGCAUAUCCUCAGUAUUUGUAGCCUUAUCGAGUAUUGGAGGCGCUGUCGUUAUGGUUAUUAUUGUUGAAAAUUUCCCUACUUAUCUCAGAACAAUGGCAGUUAGUGUAACAAUGGUAUUUGGACGCCUUGGUGCGGUUGUGGGAAAUUUAUUAUUUCCUGUUUUAUUUGCAUUGGGGUGCCUUGGUCCUUUCAUUAUGAUUGGAGCCGCAUGUUUAGCAUGUGCCGUUCUCACUUUGUUUUUACCAAGAAAAAGAAAAGAGCAAAUCGGACCAUGAAUCAUGUGUUCAAUUAUUCCAUAAGACUGAUACAAAAAUAAAAAUCAUUUUUUAUAUGAAAAAUCAUAUUAAUUAUAAUUAAAUUUUUAAUUUAUAUUUUCGUAUAUAAAAUUUUUAUACUAUUAAAAAUAUCGUUUUUUAUAAUUCAAUUAAAUCAUGUUAAACCAGAAAAAAUGGGAAAAAGUGUUUAAGAAGAAUUAAAAUCGAUUAAAACUUUAAUCUAUAAUUUACAGUACUCAAAAUAUUUACUGUUAGGGGCCAUUC